AUGGCACCAUCUGCAGAUACAGAGUGGUCGAUCGAGUACGACACUCUCCGGCGUGAACGGUUAUUCCGGCAUCCCCCCAAGGAUCACACUGCAUAUCCGUCUCUCGCAGCAUCCAUCCGGCCUCAUAUCGAUUCCUUCAAUGCCCUAUUCGAUAAUAACAAAAUCUUAGAGGCUGCGCUAAAGGACAUUGGCACCAAGUCAUUUCUAGACGGAGAUGCGGAAACACAGGAGCAGAAGCGGGUUAGGCUGGAUGAUGGGAGAAGGAGCCCCCGAAGAAACAAGCUCUCAGUGCGCAUUACGGAACUGUUUCUUGAGAAAGCCAUGCUUCCGGCAUCAAACAAAUUUAGCACACGGAACAGAGAAAUUUACCCUUCUGAGUGUCGAGAGAGACAUGCGACAUAUCGCGGCAGAUUAAGAGCGCGAUUAGAGUACAGGGUCAAUAAUGGCGAGUGGAAAGAAUCUGUCAGAGAACUAGGCCAGGUCCCAAUCAUGUUAAGGUCCAAUCGGUGCCACCUCGAAAAGUGUUCGCCGGAACAACUUGUCCAACGAAAGGAGGAAUCUGAGGAACUUGGCGGCUAUUUUAUCGUAAAUGGGAACGAGAAGCUCAUUCGAAUGCUGAUUGUCGGAAGGCGGAAUUUUCCCAUGGCCAUCAUUCGUAGCUCCUUCACGAAACGCGGCCAGACAUAUACAAAAUACGGUAUUCAAAUCCGUUCCGUUAGGAUUGAUCAGACUUCCCAAACCAACGUUUUACAUUACCUCAGCGAUGGGAAUGUGACAUUCCGCUUUUCUUGGAGGAAAAACGAGUACCUUGUCCCAGUUGUGAUGAUAUUGAAAGCACUCGUGGAAACGAAUGAUCGAGAAAUUUUCGAACGGCUAGUUGGUCGUGAAGGGUCUGAGGGAAUUAAAAACUCCUUUGUCACUGAUCGGGUCGAGCUACUUCUACGGACGUACAAGGGAUACAAGCUUUAUGGAAGGGACGACACGAGAGCUUACCUUGGAGAGAAAUUUCGGCCUGUUUUGGGAAUGCCCGCAGACAUACCGGAUGACAUGGUCGGCGCGGAAUUCCUUCGAAAGGUCGUAUUACCACACCUCGGUAACCAAAAUGUGACCGAAUCUCAAGACAAUGAUAAAUUCAACAUGAUACUCUUCAUGAUCAGGAAACUCUAUACCCUGGUGGCAGGAGAAUGCGCUCCAGAUAACCCUGACGCUGUCUCGAAUCAAGAAGUGCUACUUGGCGGUUCUUUGUAUGGGAUGCUUUUGAAGGAGCGUCUAGAGGAAUGGCUGAGAGCCUUCGGUCCCAUUGCGCGUGACUGGAGUUUCAGGAAUCAAAAUGCACGAUUCUCAGAUCCAAGGUUUGAGAAGGAGUUCCUCAGUAGAAUCGUGUCCAGGACGAAUGAAAACAUUGGUGGCGCACUGGAAUAUUUCCUCUCUACUGGUAACCUCGUCAGCCCAACUGGUCUGGACCUACAACAACCAUCUGGUUAUACCGUUAUAGCCGAAAAGAUCAAUUUCUACCGGUUUAUCAGUCAUUUCCGAAUGAUACACAGGGGAAGCUUUUUCGCGCAGCUCAAAACGACUACAGUUCGUAAGCUUCUCCCUGAGAGCUGGGGAUUCCUUUGCCCAGUUCAUACCCCUGACGGAAGUCCGUGCGGACUUCUAAACCAUCUAGCCCAUAAAUGUGAAAUCGCAACUAGUAAUUUGGAUGUCUCUGGUGUCCCUCAAGUGAUAUCGGAUCUCGGAGUGACCUAUGAGUCAUCCGUGUCUCUGGAUGAAAGCGUGGCGGUCCAGCUGGAUGGCCGGAUUCUUGGUUACUGUUCCCCGAAGCAGGCUCGCAUGAUUUCUGACACUCUCCGAUAUUGGAAGGUUGCGGGCAAUAAAAGCCUCCCCGUUGAACUUGAAAUCGGAUAUAUUCCCAAUUCGAAUCGAGGGCAAUAUCCAGGCAUCUAUAUAUUCUCCCAGUGUGCGAGGAUGAUGCGACCAGUCAAAUAUUUGCCGUUGGAUAAGCUUGACUAUGUUGGGCCGUUCGAGCAGCCGUUCAUGGAAAUUGCCUGCGUUCCGUCCGAUAUCAUGUCCGGUAUAUCGACCCAUGUGGAAUUCGACCCUACCCACAUCCUCUCGAUUGUCGCUAACAUGACUCCAUUCUCCGACUUCAACCAAUCUCCCCGUAAUAUGUACCAAUGCCAAAUGAGUAAGCAGGCCAUGGGAACUCCCGGAGCAUCGAUAGAAUACCGAACCGACAACAAACUUUACCGGCUACAAACUGGACAAACACCUGUUGUUCGAACCCCUCUCUAUAAUAGCUACGGACUCGACAACUUCCCUAACGGCAUGAAUGCUGUUGUGGCUGUGUUGUCAUACACUGGCUAUGACAUGGACGAUGCUAUGAUUAUCAAUAAAUCGGCUCACGACAGAGGAUUUGGGUGGGGAACAAUUUACAAAACAAAAAUAUACUCCCUCGAUGACAAGGAAUCUCGUGGUCGGGGAAAGGCGAGACGAGAGGUUAGCAAACUCUUUGGAUUCGCACCGGGCAGUCUGAUUAAAGGAGAAUGGCGACAUGCUCUGGACGAAGAUGGCCUCCCUCACAUUGGCGCUCGUGUGACAGAAGGCAGCAUCGUUGCCGCAUGGCAUACAGUCCGCUUCGACCCAGUAUCUAACUCCUACACCAACAUUGACGGACAAACCCACCUACUCAAGUACAAAGACACGGAAGAGGGCUACAUUGACAACGUGCGCAUUUUUGGCUCCGAAACGGGUGGUGACCCUUGUCAAGCCAUCAGUGUUAAAUUUCGCGUCCCCCGAAAACCAGUCAUUGGAGAUAAAUUUUCCUCCCGCCACGGACAGAAGGGUGUCUGCUCCCAGCUGUGGCCUGCAACCGACAUGCCCUUCUCUGAAACGGGCAUCCAGCCUGACAUCAUCAUCAACCCGCACGCUUUCCCCUCCCGAAUGACAAUCGGUAUGUUCAUCGAGUCCCUGGCGGGCAAGGCUGGCGCUCUCCAUGGUCUCGCGCAGGACUCCACCCCAUUCCGAUUCUCGGAGGAACACACUGCCAGUGACUUCUUCGGAGAACAGCUCCGCAAAGCCGGAUACAACUUCCACGGCAACGAACCUAUGUAUUCCGGCAUCACAGGCCGUGAGUUUGCCGCAGACAUCUACCUAGGCGUUGUCUACUAUCAGCGACUCAGACACAUGGUCAACGACAAAUUCCAGGUGCGGACGACGGGUCCCGUGAAUGCAUUGACGGGACAGCCCGUCAAGGGUCGUGCGAAAGGUGGUGGUAUCCGUGUCGGAGAGAUGGAGCGCGAUUCACUUCUCGCCCACGGCGCCGCUUUCCUCCUGCAAGACCGGCUGAUGAACUGCUCGGACACCACCCGCUCGUGGAUCUGUAGGACUUGCGGCUCAUUCCUGUCGACUCAGGUUGCUGUUUCUAAGUUCAUGGCGCCAAGUAAAAACCCAGCCAUGGCUGCUGUUGCGAAGUCGUCAUCAGGGCUUGGACGGCCGGGUGGUGCUAUGGGCGCUUUAGAUGGCGGUGCAGGCGUUGUGCGCUGUCGUCGCUGUGCGAAGGAAGCGGUCUUUGACGACCCCCGAGCUGAAGUAUGGGAAGAUGGAGAGGGGAGGAGGUUUGUUGGUGGAGAUGACACGACGGUUGUUGCUGUGCCGGGCGUGUUGAAGUAUUUGGAUGUUGAGUUGGCGACUAUGGGCGUCAAGAUGACAUUCAAGGUCAAUAAUUGAGGUGAAAGUUGACGGAAGGGUUUGGAUAGUCUAAGAAAUAAUAAAAUUUUAUAUUUCUAACCACUUCUUCGCGCUCUUCAGAUCUGGCGAAAAUAUAUCUUGCUGCGUACGAUGGCGCAUAUACUUAGUUGAAGUUUUCCAGAAUAUAUCAAUCUUCAGAUAAUUUUUCUCC
Molecule: messenger RNA, 3901 nt
Organism: Histoplasma capsulatum G186AR
Lineage: Eukaryota; Fungi; Ascomycota; Eurotiomycetes; Onygenales; Ajellomycetaceae
Product: DNA-directed RNA polymerase I
Exons: 2
Coding region: 1-3729 (1242 amino acids)
Biological process (GO): DNA-templated transcription
Cellular component (GO): RNA polymerase I complex; nucleus
Molecular function (GO): DNA-directed RNA polymerase activity; ribonucleoside binding; DNA binding
Source: RefSeq, a predicted model, not a curated record